AUGGGGCACAACGGACACAAACCGAAUGGCGUGGCAGGAUGGGGAGGAGGCGACGAUGCAAGCACCAGAAGGUUGAGCUAUGCUGCCAGCGUGCUUAACACGCCGCAGGUUCGCAGUCAACGGCUGAUUGGGUACACGAAUCCGCGAUACCGGUGGGAGCAGUAUUGGAAGACAGACGACGAUCUAGGGAAGAUCAAGAAGAAGAAGCUUCGGAAAUACUAUGAGAGGAACAACUAUCUCAUACAGCAUUACAUGUACAUCGAUCGUUUGCUGGACAGCAGCCUGCCGCACGAUCUGAUCCAGGAGUACCACCACCCACAGACAUCGGCCAUGCAGAAUUUACGACAGGAAGCUCUUCCAGAGACGAUCAGCGAGGAGGAACAGGUGGAGCCGAUGCGCGUAGUCAAGAGAACGCCCAAGGACAUCUACUCCUUCAAAACGCCCGGCAACAGUGAAGAAGCGGUGGAGAAUGGGGAGGAAGAACCACUUCUGAAACGCACCAACACCCGCGGCGACGUCGAAGCAGCACCAGAGAUCCCAGAACUGGAGUACGAAGAAGAGGCCUCUUCGCAAUCCACCGUCGUCAAAGUCGCCAUCAUCAUCAACCUCAUCGCCAAUACCGCCCUGCUUAUCAUGAAGCUCGUCGUCGUCCUGCUAUCCUCCUCCGUCUCGGUACUCGCCUCCCUCGUCGAUGCAGCUCUCGACUUCCUCAGCACAGCAAUCGUCGGCAUCACAACCCGGCUCAUCUCCCGCACAGAUCAAUACGCCUUCCCCAUCGGCCGACGACGCCUCGAGCCCGUCGGCGUCCUCGUCUUCUCCGUCAUCAUGAUCACAGCCUUCAUCCAGGUCCUCUGGGAAGCCAUCUCCGCCUUGACGAACGGCAACCACGAAAUCGUCGAACUUACCAUCCCCGCCAUCGCAAUCAUGUCCGCGACAGUCCUCAUCAAAGGCGCCUGCUGGCUGUGGUGUCGUCUCAUCAAGAACUCCUCCGUCCAGGCUCUCGCUCAAGACGCCCUGACUGAUGUGGUGUUCAAUACUUUCUCCAUCAUCUUCCCUCUCAUCGGCUUCUACGCGAGAAUCUGGUGGCUGGAUCCUCUGGGUGGUGUCUUCCUCUCACUCUACGUCAUCAUCAAUUGGUCCCGCACCGCGAACGAGCAUAUCAUGAACCUAACGGGUGCGUCGGCGAGUGCAGACGAGCGGAAUAUUCUCCUGUACUUGACCAUGCGCUUCGCCAAGACGAUCAAGCAGAUCCAAGGACUGCAGGCUUAUCACAGUGGAGACAAGCUGAAUGUGGAGGUGGAUCUGGUGUUGGAGGAGAGUAUCUCGUUGAGGGAUAGUCAUGAUCUCGGGGAGAGUUUGCAGUAUGUGCUGGAGAGUGUGCCGAAUGUCGACCGAGCCUUCGUGCAUAUGGACUAUGCGAGCUGGAAUCUGCCGACGCAUUUACAGCAGGACAAUUGA
Molecule: messenger RNA, 1458 nt
Organism: Zymoseptoria tritici IPO323
Lineage: Eukaryota; Fungi; Ascomycota; Dothideomycetes; Mycosphaerellales; Mycosphaerellaceae
Exons: 3
Coding region: 1-1458 (485 amino acids)
Biological process (GO): monoatomic cation transport; transmembrane transport
Cellular component (GO): membrane
Molecular function (GO): monoatomic cation transmembrane transporter activity
Source: RefSeq, a predicted model, not a curated record